Messenger RNA from Cotesia glomerata, 2342 nucleotides. RefSeq lists its product as uncharacterized. The record is from RefSeq and is a predicted model, not a curated record. Lineage: Eukaryota; Metazoa; Arthropoda; Insecta; Hymenoptera; Braconidae. The coding region runs from base 31 to 2295 and encodes 754 amino acids. The transcript is spliced from 2 exons.
UUAUGAACCAACUUGAGAUCCUUGAGAGUAAUGGUUCCACAAGCGUGGAUUCAGUAUUUCAAAUGUGUUCUUACUACAUUGCGUAUUGUUGAGGCUGAAAAGUUAGGUGAUUGGAAGCUACAUCUUCAAUCUGUGAGAGAUGCUCUACCUUUAUUUCAUGCUGCAGGUCAUUAUGCCUACGCAAAAACAGCACAGAUAUAUUUACAAGACAUGGCAAAUCUAGAAUUGAUAAUGGAUCCAGUAGAAUUCGAUGAAUUUACGAAGGGUGGGUUCACUAUUCGUAGAUCUGACAAAGCGUGGGCAGGUGUUUCCAGAGAUAUGGUUAUUGAACAAACUCUUAACAGAUUUUUUGGAACGGAUCUCAAACAUGGAAGAGGCGUAACACCUAGCGUUGUUACGCGAUAUUUGCUUGCGAUGCCUGCUGCAUUCCAAAUUAUGGAGAAACUUGAAAACUACUGUAAUAUUGAAACAUCGAACAGUGAACAACACGUCGAUCUUGCAGAGAGCAGAAUCUCACGUGAUAAAGAAGAUAUCCAGAAGCUUUUAUUCUGGCUCAACGCCCACGACCCCUUCUACCCCCGUAGUUCGGUUGUAUCUCUCUCUACAGGUGUGUUUGGUGGGCCUGAAAUAAAUUGUCAUAUGGCUAUUGAAAAAGAACAACAAGCAAUGGCUACGAUGAUUGGUAAAAAUGCAGAAGAUGUUUCUCUUUCACGAUUAUACAGAGUUAAGAAUUUAUCAAAUGCUGGAACAGAAGUUCAUCUGAGUGAUGAUAAACCGCAUGUUAAAAUUGAUAGCUAUUUACUCUUUCAAAGAAUUUCAGUAGGUCUCGGCAAAAAUUCUGAAGCUCUGAAGAAAGCAAUGAAGUAUGAGCUUGCUCCAUCUCCAUUGAGUUUGUUCGAUGAAAAAGGUUGGAUGAGAAAAAACCGAAAAUCUGAUUUAUAUACACUGUUUAAACUCACUAUUCAAUCCCCACUUAUUUUGGAUAGUUGUACAUUUGUCGUUGAUGGGGGUUGGUUAUUGCGACAAGUAGUGUGGUCUCGUGGAAAAACUUACAACGAAAUUUUCAAUCUUUACUUGUCCUACAUUACCAAAUUUUUCCGAGACGAUGCCGUAGUAAUAUUUGAUGGAUACCAGGAUGACAUAAUUGGUGUAAAAUCUUAUGAACGAUUACGUCGUAAGGAACAAUGCAUGGCAGCUGAUGUAGAAAUUGCAUUAGAUAAAUUAAUGAUCACUACACAAGCUAAAUUUCUAUCAAAUAUUGCCAACAAAUUUAAAUUUGUACAAUUAUUGUCAGCAUAUUCAAUUGCGAAUGGUAUUAAAACAGUAGUAGCUAAUGAAGAUGCAGAUAGCUUGAUUGUAAACACGGGAAUUGAUAUUAAGAAUAGCAGAAGCUCAGCAGAUCCACCAGUUGUAGUGUUAGGAAACGAUGUCGAUUUGUUCUUGUUGCUCAUUGGCCUUACUUCCGAGGACAAUAUGAUGUAUUUUUAUAAAAUCACAUCAACUGGUGAACAAAAGAAAGUACUGUAUUUAACAGGGUACUAUAAAGAAUUCAAACCUUUUAUUUUGUUUGCUCACGCAUUUGCCGGUUGUGAUUCAACGAGUGCUAUUUACAACAAAGGGAAAAAAACGAUCAUCGAUUUACUGCAAAAAAAUCAAGAAUUACGCGAUUCUAUUUCAAUAUUCUACAAGCAGGAUAGUAAUGUAGAUGACCUUUAUGUUGUUGCUGAAAGAAUCAUGGGCCAUUUAUACGCUAAAAACGAGUGGAAUGAGUUACCGAUAGAUGAGCUUCGAUACCGACUAUUCAACGCUUCAUUAGCUAAGGCUAAAAAAGAAAUAUUAGCUUCAUUGCCUCCUUCUCGAUCAGCAUUAAUAGAACACGUCAAAAGAGUCUACUUUCAAAUUCAACACUGGUUGGGAGUUUCACUGGAUGCUGAACGAUGGGGCUGGAAACGAAACAACCAAUUUAUGAUUCCAAUCAAGUCCGAACUGGAACCUGUUCCAGAAGAUUUACUAAAAUUGAUAUCAUGCAGAUGUGCCAAAAGUAAAUGUGAGAAAAAUCUAUGUUUAUGCAGAAAAGCCGGUCUUCACUGUUCUUAUAUGUGUGCAAAUUGUGUGGAUGAAGGCACUUGUGUUAAUAAACCUACUAUUGACGAAACAGUUGUAGAAAUUGAUGAUGAUAAUGAAAAUUUGGAAUUCGAACCUGAAGAAGCAAAUGAUAUUCCAGACGAUGACGGAGAAGAAGUCGACUUUAAUGAAUCUUACGAGGAAAAAGAUGUAGAUUUCGACUAUUAUUAAUUUAAUAGAUAUCUCAAAGCUAGUCUCGUUAUUAUCAAUAUUAUUAA